Torulaspora globosa is the source of this 2238-nucleotide messenger RNA. It is a transcript of the gene CTF18, whose product is annotated as Ctf18p. Gene Ontology annotation, cellular component: nucleus. The coding region runs from base 1 to 2238 and encodes 745 amino acids. The record is from RefSeq and is a predicted model, not a curated record. The transcript has a single exon. Gene Ontology annotation, molecular function: DNA binding; ATP binding; ATP hydrolysis activity. Lineage: Eukaryota; Fungi; Ascomycota; Saccharomycetes; Saccharomycetales; Saccharomycetaceae.
AUGGAAAUUGUUCCAGAGUUCGGAUCUUUGCUAGGAAAGAGUACCUUUUUCCAUGGUGGCCAGACAAACUCGGGAAGCAACACAGAUCAAGAAGCAUCUCCUGCUGGGCAGGAGCUGACUGCGGCAUUGGACGGUGAUGACGGGGCUAGAAUUGGGACUUUUGUUACGAGCAAAGGUAAAGUUGUAAAACUGAGGAAGAAAGAACGAGGUAAAGUGCCAAGAGUUGCACAGUAUCAGCUGCUGGGAUUGGGAUCUGACGAUAAAAUGACGACUUGGAAGGGAGAAGAAUCCUACGGUAUCAAUAUUAACGUUCUUAUGGAUAGAGUUACAAAUCAGCCGUCUAAAUCGGAUGUCGAUUCUCAGCAUAGAGAUGAGAAGCCUCUGCCGAAGGAUGGGGAUAAACUUUGGGUCGACAAGUGGAGCCCGAAAAAGUUCGUGGACCUGGUUGGUAACGAGAAGACUAAUAGAAGGGUAUUAGGUUGGAUCAGGCAAUGGUCUCCGUGCGUCUUCAAUGAGCAAUUGCCUGAAAGGAGUAUGGGGAGGCCAGAACAAGAUGUGGCCGAUCCUUUAUCGCGACCAGCGAAGAAGAUUCUUCUGAUUCAUGGACCGCCCGGUAUUGGUAAGACCUCUGUGGCCCAUGUGGCGGCAAAGCAGGCUGGUUACUCUGUGGCUGAGAUCAACGCGAGCGAUGAGAGGGCUGGAACACUAGUGCGCGAUAAACUUCACAACACCCUUUUCAACAACACCUUUAAUGAUAAGCCUGUAUGCCUUAUAGCUGACGAGAUCGAUGGCAGUAUUGAAAGUGGGUUUAUCAGGGCUCUUUUAGACAUAAUCAAUAAGGAUGCACAAGCUACACAGAAACAGCUUUUGGGCUCCAAUUUCACAGUCAAAAGAAAAAAAAAGAAGGCCAGACUUCUGCUGAGGCCCAUCAUCGCCGUUUGCAAUAAUUUAUAUGCUCCUGCUCUUGAAAAGCUGAAACCUCACUGCGAAAUUGUCGCUGUGAAGAGGCCUUCUGACAGUUCUCUCCAGGAGCGUUUGGAAGAGAUUUGUAGAGCAGAAGGCGUAAAAGUUUCAGUUGAGGCUUUGAAAGACCUGAUGCAUAUAGCCCAGGGAGACGUCAGAAAUUGUGUCAACAGCUUACAGUUUCUGGCUACCAAUAAGAAUUUCUGCGCGGGAGAAUUCAGUGAUAACCCACUAAAUUCUAUUUCGAAAGAUUUCUCGCAUUCAUGGUUUAGAAUUUGCAAUCAAAUUUUUAGGCGAGACCCUCACAAAGAGCUGCAACAUCAGCUUCGGGAGAAGAUGCAACUCGUGGAGCUGAACGGGAACUUUGAAAAAAUUCUACAGGGUUGCCAUUCUUUGUACCCUCAUGUCAAGUACUCAGAUAAUGGAGUAGAAAAACCAGCAAUUAUUGCUGACUGGUUGUUCUACCAUGAUCUGAUGUUCAAAUCUCUAUUUGAGCAUAAUGGCGAAUUACUUCGCUAUUCUUCAGUGGUACCGCUUGCUUUUUUCAAUUUGUUCGGUGAUGUUGCGAAUAGAGAGGAUCUUCGAAUUGAAAACUCGGAAUAUGAAUUGAGAGAGACCCGGAAAAGCAAUCAGGAUAUUCUGAAACUUAUGAUGCACAAAAUUUCGCUGAGAACUCCUUCCCUGGUACCGUUCUUGAGCUUCGAGUCUCUUGUCCUCGAAGUUUUACCAAGCUUAGACCGCUUGAUCUCCUCUGAUGUGAGCAAAUGCAGAGAUGCGAAGGUAAAACAAGCUGUGUAUGAUAACCUGAUUGAUAUCCUAAGAUUCUUCGAGUUAGAGUUAACUGAAAGGUUUCACGAGAACUACGGCUCCAAGAAAAUUCUAUUCAUCGAGCCGCCAAUUACGGAAAUCGUCCUGAUGGAUGCACAGCGACGAAAGGAAGUCAUCUCCAAGAGGCCUGCUUUGCUAGACGUAUUACUAGCCAAAGUAGAAGAAAAUAAUGCCAGAAAAAAGCAUAUCACGAAAAUUAACGAGGAUAAAGCUCGUAACGAGGAGAUCAAGAACAAUGCCAUCAAAGCUCGCAAGAGUGGACUCAGCAUGGCAGAUUUCUUCAAAAGUCAGUAUAAAGUCGAAGAAGGGGAUCGCUGUGAUGUGAGUAAUAAAACAGGAUUGGCAGGUUCAAACAGCGAUAAAAAUUUCCGUAUUUGGGUCAGAUACAAGGAAGGCUUCUCGGACGCUGUUAGAAAGAACGUGUCCUGGCAUGACCUUUGGAGCUGA